Molecule: messenger RNA, 1686 nt
Organism: Ogataea parapolymorpha DL-1
Lineage: Eukaryota; Fungi; Ascomycota; Pichiomycetes; Pichiales; Pichiaceae
Exons: 1
Coding region: 1-1686 (561 amino acids)
Cellular component (GO): endoplasmic reticulum
Molecular function (GO): ubiquitin binding
Source: RefSeq, a predicted model, not a curated record
AUGGAUCAAUUGACACCGGAACAGCAAAACAAACUGCAGAGCUUCAAAGAAUUCACAUCUUACAAUGAGAGUGAUGAGCAAGAGAAAGUACUGAGACUGUUAACUGUCUGCAAUUGGGAUCUCGAAAUUGCAGUCGCUCGUUAUUUUGAUAAUGACUUCCCGACUUUGACAGAUGAGAGACCUCCAUUUCCAGUUCCCAAUGGAAUAGAUUCCCCAUUUGUCAGAUCUUUUGCUAACAUGGAGGCCGGUCCUUCCUCAACAAACACAUCUUCACGAGACUCGACUGCUCCUCGAGCUCUUGCUUUUGAUGACCCAUUUAUUGAUCUCAUUCCUAAGUUACCGAAGGCAAUUCCAAUUCACAACCGCUGGAAGCUGCAAUUAGGAAUAAAUACAAAUCAUCAAGAACGAAAAAGACCCACAUAUGCAUUACUACCACCUGUGAUUUUCAUUCUCAUGUUGUUCCCAAAACUAUUUUGGCUCGUGGGGUAUGGAUUGAACAAAUUGCUAGGUUCUGUCUUUCCCAAUUUAUUUAGGAUUCUUGGCCUGAGAGAAAGCCCCACAGAUUUUCCUUCGAAACCUAUUCAUACAUCGAAGGAAGCUGUCACGAGCUAUAACAUCAAGGCUUAUAUCAACGAUACAUUGGGUGAAACCAGUGAUCUUCCAAUAUUUGAAGGAAGUUUCAACGAAGCAUUUGAGAAAUCUAAAUCUGAACUAAAGUGGUUGAUGUGUAUUCUUCUCAAUUCAGAAAAGAAUAUCAGCACUCAGUUCGUGAAAUCGUAUCUCAAUCACGAGAGUUUUAUCAAUUUCAUCACAAAGAACGAUAUAAUUCUGUAUGUGGGAGAUGUGAACUAUCCUGAGCCUUUCGAAGUGGGUCAAACAUAUCAAGUUUACUCUGUUCCGUAUAUUAAUUUGAUCGCCAACGUGUCUGCAACUGGUACCACGUUCCCAUUGAUGUCAAUCGUUACCAGGCAUCACAAUUUUGAAACCUGCACCAAAGAAUACGCAAAGAAGCUCGUCAAACGUCUGCAAAAGAUCGUAGAUAAAUAUGAGCCACAACUAAUUACACAGAGAUAUGACAGACAGGAGACGGAACUUGCUCGACUAUUAAGAAGACAACAGGAUGAGGCAUACGAACAGUCUUUGUUGAACGAUAAAAUCAAGCAGGAGGAGAAGAAACAAAAAGAAGAGGAGCAACAAAGGAAGUUGGAAAAACUGAAACAGGAAGAAGAAGCAUUAAAGUUAAAACAAAAGCAGGAACUGGCUUUCCUCAAAAAUCACGUACAGUCAUUAUCUCAGAUAGAUGAGAAGAGUUGGGAGAAGGGUGAUUAUACCACAAUACAAUUAAGAAAUCACGAGGGCCAGCGAACAGUGAAGAAAUUCUACAAAGAUCAAACUUUGUAUGAUAUCUUCGUGUUUGUUGAGUGCAAAAAUUUCUUGCGCGUCCAAUCUAAGGAACUUGCGGUUCCCGAGGAAAACGUCUUAAAUCAGUUAGAGGUGGAAGAUGUGGCUUUGGAUAAUUAUGAACAUGAGUUCAGAUUCGAACUUAUAUCACCAAUGCCUCGCGUCAAAUUUCAUGCCGACCAAAACAAACUUUUGAAAGAUGUUAAGGAACUGUGGCCGAAUGGUUCACUGUUGAUCGAGCGGAUCGAAGAUGAAGAUGGCUUCGACGAGGAAACUGACGACUAA